Molecule: messenger RNA, 1329 nt
Organism: Liolophura sinensis
Lineage: Eukaryota; Metazoa; Mollusca; Polyplacophora; Chitonida; Chitonidae
Product: tyramine/octopamine receptor-like
Exons: 1
Coding region: 1-1329 (442 amino acids)
Biological process (GO): positive regulation of MAPK cascade; adenylate cyclase-activating adrenergic receptor signaling pathway
Cellular component (GO): plasma membrane
Molecular function (GO): G protein-coupled receptor activity
Source: RefSeq, a predicted model, not a curated record
AUGAUUUUAUUGUUCAGCGGUAAUCAAUCGUUCCCGAAUUUUCUCAAUUUUUCCCUCGACAUCAAUGGAAGCUAUGAAAACUUCUCCACCACUUUAGAGAAUGAUGAUACGCUUGCCGUUACAACUGUGCGGCUCAUUUGUGUUGGUUUUAUUCUGUGCAUUAUAGACGUUGUUGCGCUUUUGGGAAACGUCCUGGUCAUCGUCGCUGUAGCGUCGACCAAGAGACUAAAAACGGUAACAAAUUGUUUUGUCGUGUCGUUAGCAACGGCCGACUUGUUAUUGUCAUUAUCGGUGAUGCCUCUGGGAAUUAUGGUUGAAAUGGUCGGCUCGUGGCCGCUUGGAGCAGCCCUUUGUGACAUGUGGAUCUCUCUGGAUGUUUUGUUGUGUACCGCUUCUAUCCUGAACCUCUGCUGUAUUAGUCUGGAUCGCUACCUAGCCAUUUCUAGACCGUUACUUUACGCAACCAAAAGAAGUAAACGACUGGCGCUGUUGAUGAUAUUUGUCGUUUGGUGUGCGUCAGUUAUUGUAACAUGCCCGCCGAUAUUCGGCUGGAAAGAGCAUGGCAGGUACGAACAUUCUAACCAAUGUGGCCUCACCAAGGACCCAGGAUAUAUUAUUUACUCUGCCAUGGGGUCUUUCUUUAUUCCAAUGUUAGUCAUGGUCUUCGUCUACGCAAGAAUUUACAAAAUCGUCUUUGACAGAGAGAAGCGUCUGUUACCAUACCGACGCAGUCUUUUGCGUAGCCGAACAAAGAAAACUGAUUCUAGCAACAGUGACGAAAACAACGUGCUUCUUGUAAUGGAAAACCGACACACGUGCAGCGGACGAGGCCAGGCUGCUAAUAGUUUUCUGUCUCGAAAUGGACGGCAAGUGAAGAAGAGUAGUUCCAUACAGAAUCUACCUGGCUGUACCAUUGCCAAUCAAGCCACGACAACUUUCAACGCCGAGGUUCCUUUGGAAGAUACUCAUCACAGAAACUACAACAGUGCCUCUAAGACACCUAGGCGUAAUAUAGGCGCAGACAAAUUUAAAGAUGUUCAAAAGGCAGAAAAGGCGCUUAUUCUAAAAGAAGGGAAGACGGCCAAAUCUCUGGCCAUUGUUGUUGGAGGAUUCAUAAUUUGCUGGCUUCCAUUCUUCUGUGUUUAUGUUCUGCGGGCGUUUUGUUACACGUGCAACGUCAGCACACGGUUAUUCGUCAUUCUUACUUGGUUUGGUUACUUCAACUCUGUCAUCAACCCGUUCAUCUAUGCAUUCUCAAAUAUGGACUUUCGCCAAGCUUUCUGGCGAUUGACAUUUGGUGUUUUUGUGGAAAGCCCAGUAGCUGUGUGA